Molecule: messenger RNA, 2013 nt
Organism: Seminavis robusta
Lineage: Eukaryota; Bacillariophyta; Bacillariophyceae; Naviculales; Naviculaceae
Source: the annotation of a GenBank genome assembly
AUGACUUGCACGGCAGAUGAACACUCGACUCCCUUCAACAACCAAAUCCGAGGAACCAAUCUGGGAGGCUGGAUGGUUUUGGAACCCUGGAUUACUCCUUCCAUGUUCUACCAGUUUCUCGGUGGAAACGAAACUACAACUGCCUUUGAUAGCUACACAUUUUGUAAGGUCCUGGGCCCCGAGGAAGGGAACAAACAGCUACGUCGUCACUGGGAAACAUGGGUAACCGAAGAUAUCAUCGAAGAAAUGUAUCAAACUGGAGCUGUGAACUCACUUCGUCUUCCCGUGGGAGAUUUCAUGUACAAACCGUAUGGACCUUACCAUGGAUGCGUGGAUGGAGCUCUCGAAUAUGUUGACAAGUUGUUGGAUUGGUGCUAUUCCCGAGGCAUCACUGUGCUAAUCGACAUUCAUGCUCUCAAGGAUAGUCAAAAUGGAUUUGACAACUCGGGGCAAGGCAUGGGACUGGAAUGGACAAGCGCAAUCAACUCGGAUAUCGCUAACAUUGUCACCUUCCAGCACUGGCCCAUUCGCUCGGCUGAGUGGAUCGGAACCUUCGAUAGCAAAACCGUUUCAUACUCCAGCAUCAACUACGAUAACAUCCAGCAUGCCCUUGACGUGAUUGAUAUCAUUGUGGACAUGUACCAGGGACACCCUGCUGUGCUUGGACUGGAACCGGUAAAUGAACCUUGGCAAUACACACCCAUUAAAGAGCUCAAGCGUUUCUAUUGGGAAGGAUAUUUGAUUGUCAAGAGGAAAGCACCUUUUUGGAAAUACAUCAUGCAUGAUAGCUUCCGGCUGGAUCCCAAUAUCUGGGGUGGCUUCAUGGCAGGGUGCCCUGAACGCGCAUUGGACACUCACAUUUAUCAGGCAUGGAGAGCGCCUGAUUCGCGCAUUGGUUUCUAUCAAGAUGCCUGCAAUCAAAAGGGAAUCAUUGCCACGAUGGAAAGGGAGUUUGGGCCGACCAUUGUCGGUGAAUGGAGUUUAGCAACAGACAAUUGCGCCAUGUGGCUCAACGGUUUCAACGACAAUCUCCCAGGAUUCCCAAUGUUGCCAUGCAAAUACAUUCCCUGCUCGGCUCCUUACAUGGGUACCGACCAACCUGGUACUCCCGUGGACCCCACAAAACCUAUUCAAGGUCCCUUUGGAACCGGAAUGAGUGGUCCAAUCUAUGGAUAUUGCCCAGUGGGAAGGGACUGGCUGAAAGAAUCCUCUGGAAACCCUAUCACUGGAAGGGACUGGGUGCGAGCCCCUCCGGACGCGCCUCCUAAAUAUGACGAUACAUUGAACGUGAUGAGGAACCUAGCUCACAAGAAGAUCAAUGCCUUCUCGGGGAUUGGCCACGGAUUCUAUUUUUGGAAUUUCCGUACUGAUCUGUAUGAGCCGAAAUGGUCUUACAUGCUUGCCCUGGAACUUGGCAUGAUUCCAAAGGGAAACCUAAAUGAUGAGGCUGUCAUUUCUGCUUGUGACAGGGAGGACAGUAGCGAGAUUCGAUGCAAAGCCAAUAGACGCGCACCGGAAGAAAACGUCCGCAAUGCUCUGAAUUACAUCUACGGAGUGGAGGACUUGGAGGACAAGGCAAAUGAAACAGCUACCCUGACUGGCGAUGCACUUUACGAGGCUGCAGAUGAGGCAAUAGAUGACUUUUGGCAAACGCACAGACACGAGGGGGCUACCUGCGAUUUUGGCGGUGUCGGCAUCCUGACGGUCAAAGAUGUGGUGCCCACGGAUGAUGACGAGGCCUGGACGUUUGGCGAUGAUGAUGAAUACUUCGGCAAGGAACUGAAUCCAGUGUUUACAUGGCUGAUGGUCGUUGGAGUUGCAUUGGCAACCUUUGUAUUGACUCUUGGUUGCUUUGUUGUCACAAUGCGGCGUAGCAAGACUUUCAACAAGGCAGUGCGCGAAGCCGCCGUCUUCAGACCCAUCGCGAAGAGCAAAAGCCAGGUGCUACGCAAGUCACUUUGUCUUCCCCUUGAUGAAUACGAAGAACUUGCCAACGUGAAUUUCAAUGAAUAG